Messenger RNA from Paramecium sonneborni, 1328 nucleotides. Lineage: Eukaryota; Ciliophora; Oligohymenophorea; Peniculida; Parameciidae. The record is from the annotation of a GenBank genome assembly.
AUGAUAAAGAGAUUCAAAAAACUCUUUCAGGGUUAAAGUGAGUUCCAAUCAUUUCUAACAAAAUCUAGUCUAACAAAAGAUAACUUUGUUUACAAGCAAGAAGAUGUUGAAAUUUUAAUACCAUUUUUAACUGAUGACCAGAAUAUAUUCGAUUUUUUUUAGGUAUAUUAGGAUGAAAGCUUCCAAGCUUAUACAAUAAAAAUGAAAAUGCUCAUAACAAUUCAUUAAGUGCUAAAUAUUAGUGAAGAGUUUGCUUCAUAAUUCUCAAAAAUAAAUUUUGCAUAUUUUAAUAAGUAUGAAUGAUUGAAUAUUAGCAGAUCUACCUAAAAGCCAGAAACAUUUGUGUUUAAGUAAGUAACAAAUGAGGUAUGGUUGUUAGAAAAUCUUUAAAUUCCAUUUUUGCAGUAUUUAUAAAAAUUGGCAUUGAAUGUUCAAGAAGUAAAAAGUUAUCGAAAUCAUCAUUUUCGAAAAUAGAUUAAUUAAUCUAAGUAUAAGAUGUUAAUUUAUAAAAGUCUCGUAGUUGAAUGUUUCAAAUUAGAAAACCUUGUAAAUUAAGGUUUAUCUUUAGUACCCUAACUGAAAACAUCCUUAUCAAAUUUUCCUCAUGAUUUUCUUUUGAAGAAAUUAGCCUGUAACCUCUAUUGUGAAUUAAGGCAAUUUCAAAGACAAUUGAUUAAUUCUCUGUCUGCUUUAUUGGAUACCAACUCUAGGGCCUCAAAUAUUGAGAUAUUUGAGUUCUUCAGAGAAGUAAGAUCUCUCUCUCACAAUUCAAAUAGGUGUAAAUGAUUGAGAAGAAGACCAUGUCAUAUUAUAUGUUACACAAGUUGUUUGAUCCUGGAAGAAAACUAAUGCCUCCUUUGUAAUUGAAAAUAGAUCUCAAAAGUGCAAAACAUCUUGAAUAGUAAGCUUUAAAUGAACAACUAAAGAUUAAUUAGCAAAAAUAAAUGAGAAGUUAACGUAAUUCCAGAUCUAACAGUAUGGAUCAAUAAUAAAGAGUGUCUUAAGGUUUUAUUAGUUAAAGAGAACGCCGAUUUAUGAUGUAUAGCAGAGCUAAAAAAUAAGAUACAAUUUAGGAAGACAUUGAAAUGCCAACUGAAGAAUAAUAACCAUCAGAUAAGAAAAAAUCAACUUAAAUUAUUGAUAAUUAAGCCAAUUAAAUACCAAAACAAUUUGAUAAUCUUGAAGAAAAUAAUAGUGAUAUACAAAAAAAAGAAAGCAGUAAUGAAAGUGAAAUUAAUGAAAGAAAUAGUUAAAAAGAAACUAAUGAUAUUGUUAAAAAUUAAGAAAGUACUAGUCAAGCAGAUUAAGAUGAAAAUUAAUAUAUUUGA